ACGAGUCUGACUUCAGACAGUGUAUAUAAGAAUCUGAAGGCUCAAGCAUGUAAUCAUUAUUCAAGAGACAUCAUAACGCAAAGCACAAAGUCUUUUCUAAACACGAACAGAAAACAUUCAGUGAUAGUGAGGGAAUAUAAGUAGAACCAUUAUAUACUGAUAACGUUGUGAAUGAAGAAGCAUAUCUUAUAAAAUGUGGUCUUUGAAAUCGUGGUUCUUCAAUGAAAUGUGUACGAGCAAAGCACGUCUUGAUGGCAAAACUGUUGUAAUAACAGGGGCAAGUAGUGGUCUCGGCAUGGAAACUGCUAGAGAUUUAUAUGCUAGAGGGGCUAGAAUAAUUUUAGCUUGUAGAAAUAUGGAAAAAACAAAUAAAGCAAUUGAAGAUAUAAAGAAUAAUCCACCCUCAUGGGUCAAAAAGGAUGAAUAUAAAAAUAAUGUAGGUGAACUUGUGAUUUAUUUUCUGGAUCUACGUAGUUUGAAGAGCGUAAGAGAGUGCGCUAAAAAUUUGCUAACUAACGAACCGGCUAUACAUAUGCUUAUAAAUAAUGCCGGUGUGGCUGCGUAUCCGUAUGAAAAAACAGAAGAUGGAAAUCAAAUGACACUACAAGUUAAUCAUCUUGGCCAUUUUCUUUUGACACUUUUGCUUUUGCCAAAAAUGCAAUUGUCUGGUCCUAAUUGCAGAAUAAUCAAUGUCGCGUCACUUGUAUAUAUUUGCGUUGAUUUAGAUUUUGAUGAUAUUAAUAUGGAGAAAUCUUAUUCACCAGUUAAAAGUUACGCACAAAGCAAAUUGGCGAACAUUUUAUUCACCAAGGCACUCGCUCAACGAUUAAAAGAAGCAAAUAUUCAUGGGAUAAAUGUGUACGUUUUAAAUCCUGGAAUUAUAGAUACCGAAAUAAACCGUCAUGGCGAUAAUACAGUAUUUCCAGGUGCAACUUUUCUUCAUGGUUUGUAUGCGCGAUUAUUUUGUAAAAAUGUUGUACAGGGAGCGCAAACGUUAAUAUAUUGUUCAGUGGCUGAAGAGAUAGCUAAUGAAACUGGACUUUAUUAUUCAAACUGCAGUGUUGCUACUACAUAUCGAAAGGCAAAUGAUCAUCAGUAUGCUGAAAAAUUGUGGGAUGUAUCUUGUCGUCUUUUGGAUUUGGAACCGAAAGAGGAUUUUAACAUAUUUUUGGAAACAGUUUCACGCCAAAUGCUUUAAAAAUAUUUCUUUAUUCUUAAAUGAUUUAUUGUAAAAAUUUUUAAAUAAUAUGUAACUUUUAU
Molecule: messenger RNA, 1260 nt
Organism: Monomorium pharaonis (pharaoh ant)
Lineage: Eukaryota; Metazoa; Arthropoda; Insecta; Hymenoptera; Formicidae
Product: retinol dehydrogenase 12-like
Exons: 6
Coding region: 194-1198 (334 amino acids)
Source: RefSeq, a predicted model, not a curated record